GGAACGUUACUUUGAGGUUGCUAAACGUAAAAAAAAUAGCUUGUCGUCAUACAUGCCACAAAUGACAAAAACAUUAUUACUACGUAAAACCAAAAAAUAUUCUUCUAUCCACUGAUUGCAAUUCUUAAAAAGUCUUACUAGGGCUCCAUUUUAAAGAUAAAGUAUAUUUUAUAGGGAAAAGGUGGAAAUUUUCAGGUGGCAACCUUCAGUUAACUGCCUUCAUCUUCAAGUCCCGCCAAAAAGUUCGGACUAUGGAAUUGUGAGAAUCGGAAAACUAAAAACUGCCUUCAAGUUUGUAAUGUUUUCUAUCUUCUACCCACGAUAUUGUUAUUGUACAUCAUUGGUGGAGUAAUACGAUUCAUACGUGGAAAACCUAACCUAUCACUCCUUUCUUCAAGUGUCUUUCAUCGGUAUGAAUAUGAACAAAUAUUCCAAGAACUUUAUUUUGGUCGGGGACUUGAACCAUCAUUGUCUGCUGUGCAAGGAGUCGUUUCUGGCAGUAGACGACUUGGAGAAGCACUUAAGAUGGGAGAAACACCGGAAAAAUAUCAAAGACCUGAGCCCUAUGCCGAAGUUUAAGAGGGAUCGCAUUUUUAAGAUCGAUGACAAGUACUUCUGUGAGCAUUGCAACCAGAUUUUUAGCACUAUUUCGGAAAUACCCAAGCACAUACAGGAUGAAUAUCACCAAAAGCGUAAAGCUGAACCCGAAAUGGAACUUCGACCCUCACUGUGUAAAAGAGAGUCUGGUAUAACAUUUAUAGGGAAGGAUAAUAAUAUGAUUAAGAUUCCUAAUAAAGAGUGGUAUGGAAUAAUAGAUUCAAGAUGCAUAUUCUGUGAUGUUGAUGUGGAUCAUUUUAUGAAACAUAUUUCAUGGUCGGACCAUAUGAUAACUAUGAUUCAAAGUAAGAUUGUUCUGAAUGAGGAAGGCAUAUUUUAUAGGGAGUUUAAAGACAAGUAUGGUUACUGCUUCCUGUGUAAGACAACAUUUCAAAUACAGUCAAAGAAAGACCACUGGAAAGAUGAACUUCACAUAGAGAAGACAAAGGCACAUAAUGAGAGCAAUGCCAAAACUUAUCAGGAAAAGAAACUGGAUGUGGCUAUUAAACUUAUUAAUACCCAGAAAGACUAUUUUGACAUUGAUCUGGAAAACAGAGUAGCCACAUGCAAGAUUUGUACUGCCUAUGUGAAUAUAAACUUCAAAUAUAUGAUAGAGCAUAAGAAAAUUCAUAACAUAACAGAUAAAGAUAAGAUUAAACAAACUCCAGUGGACAUGGAAAAGGUCUUUAAGUCUCUCAGAAUUAAGAGAUCUAAGAAAGAAAUCUAUGAUCAUGGUAAAAUAAGGGCUGAACUAGCCAAAUUUGGAAGGGAGAAUUUUAUCAAACUGGUAUUUCCAGGAGACAAAGGAUACUGUUUGCUUUGUGGCACAUAUAUGUCUGCUCAUAUGAAAAAGUUUACUGAACAUAUGAACGGAUAUAUUCAUAUGGCACAAUUAGAUUUAAAGAAUGGCAAAGCUCAUGUCAAGCCAGCAUAUAAGACAACGAAUAUGAAGAACUUUAUAGAGACAAUAAGCUUUUCUAAAGAUUUGCAUGCCUUGUGGAUCAACAAACAGUUUGCCGUUGAUGUAACUUCAUUAGCACUUGUUUCUAAGAUCAGUGAUCCUCAAUGUGAGAAAUUCCAAUGUUAUGCAUGUGACAAUACUUAUAAACAAAAAGAAUUUGAAGAACAUUGUCUCUCAGAAAUGCACAGAAAAAUCUUUCUUAAUUCUGAAGUUAUAACUACAAUUGAGGAUGAAUUUAUUAGAGAGGUUUGUCCGAAUCUAUACCACUGUGCAGUUUGCAACCUAAUGUUUGCAUUUUGGGACACAUUGGAUAAACAUAUACGUAGUAGCAAGCAUAAGACGGUCAAGACUGUUAUGCAAGAUGAAUUCUCUGUAUGUACAGAGCUGGAAAUACUAUCUUUGGACCAAGAGAAAUUGUUAGCAAAAUUGGUCAGCUUAGGUUCUAAAAGAGUUAUCAGUAUCACUAUCAAGCAGCCCACACAGGAACAAUAACAUGAAGAUGUUAGGGUACUUGCAUAUGUCAUAGCAUCAUGUAAAAAAAUGCAUGUUUAGUGGCUUUAGUAGGUAUGUGCUAGCACAUAAUUGUUUGCUGAAUUGGGUUUUUUUCCAUAUUUUUGAUUUCAUGUUUUUUUUGUUUUUGUUACUGAGAAAAUUUAGUUUGCUUUUUGUUUACUUUAUUAUUAAUUUUAGGCUAAGUUAUGAAUGGUUAUGAUUAAAAACUGAAAGAAGUAAAA
Cydia pomonella (codling moth) is the source of this 2292-nucleotide messenger RNA. RefSeq lists its product as uncharacterized. NCBI's taxonomy places the organism in Eukaryota, Metazoa, Arthropoda, Insecta, Lepidoptera, Tortricidae. The record is from RefSeq and is a predicted model, not a curated record. The coding region runs from base 413 to 2050 and encodes 545 amino acids. The transcript has 4 exons. Gene Ontology annotation, biological process: regulation of transcription by RNA polymerase II. Gene Ontology annotation, molecular function: zinc ion binding; RNA polymerase II transcription regulatory region sequence-specific DNA binding; DNA-binding transcription factor activity, RNA polymerase II-specific. Gene Ontology annotation, cellular component: nucleus.